Molecule: messenger RNA, 1290 nt
Organism: Sitodiplosis mosellana (orange wheat blossom midge)
Lineage: Eukaryota; Metazoa; Arthropoda; Insecta; Diptera; Cecidomyiidae
Gene: Lsm11
Product: U7 snRNA-associated Sm-like protein LSm11
Exons: 4
Coding region: 237-1052 (271 amino acids)
Biological process (GO): mRNA 3'-end processing by stem-loop binding and cleavage
Cellular component (GO): U7 snRNP
Molecular function (GO): U7 snRNA binding
Source: RefSeq, a predicted model, not a curated record
AGUGUAUGACAGAAAGUCAGAAAGUUCAUAAACAACAUUCGCCUGCUCAAAUGAGAUAGGAAUUCAAAUACAUUCCACGCAAAAUGAAAUUUUAAAUGUUUGAAUGUUUCGAAUUUAUUUGUGAUUUAUGUUGUGAUUAUUAUCUGAUUAAUGUUGUGCGCAUUAAUUUGUUGUGAACAUUUGGUGAAAGUGAAACAGAAACGUUUGUUUGAAACUAAUUUUUCGUAUGAGAGAAGAUGAGUGAUUCAGAGGAGCUGACAUCCACAUCAAGUGAGAUGAGAAUUGAAAAUAUCGACCCAGAAUUGGAUAUUCGCAGUGAUUUGUUCAAUCCGCUAAAGGCACUAUUGUCACCCGAAAUCCAAAUACCCAUCAAAGAUGCACCGCAGUACAAUAACGUGGCUCAAUAUGAAUCUGCAAUGAGAAGACAACAAACCGGCGAAACGACAACAAAGCAGCAUGCAGCGCCAAAAAUGCCAUCGAAAUCGUAUCGUCAAGAAAUCGAACUACACAAGAGAAGGUUUUUACCGCAUCAAGAGAUGGUCAAAGGGCGGGGAAAGAGUGCUCGACAUACACGGAAUUUAUUGACAAAAAUGAGUGGUGACUGCGAUGGACCGACCAAUAUGUUGAAACAAUGGAAAGAGCAACAAAAACGUGUAAAGAUAUUCACCAGGAAUGCCGUAACUAUAAAUGGUCACGUAACUGGUUUCAUUGAGGCAUUUGAUAAGCACUGGAACAUCGUACUAACCAAUGUAUUUGAAGUGUGGACACGCAAAAAGUAUCAUCACACAUGCAAGGCAACCACGAUAGUAAAUGAUGAUAAUGAUGAUACAGAUGCCGAGUCGCAAUUGAAAGUGUGUUUGCAACGGUUGCAACACCUCAACAUCACCAUACCAUCGUUAAAUGUUAAAUCCAUCAAUCGGAAGCGAGUUGAAUGCUCACGAAACGUACAAAAAUUAUUGAUUCGCGGUGAACAAAUUGCCACGAUCAUCUUAGAUACAACACAACAUCAGACAAUGGAAACCGGAAACGGAAAUAAAACUCGACCGAAGUAAUUAAGUGUCUGUGUCUGUGUUUGUGUAUGCGGCUCGAAAAAACAAAAUCUCUCGCGAAAAUUGCCUGUAUUUCGGUGUGUUUUACACAUUGUAUAAAUUGUAGUAAUUUCACAAGGUUAAACGAGAGAAAAUGCCGUGUUGCGAAGAAAUAAUGUGGUUGUUAUUGUUGUUAUGCCUACUUUGAAUAGAUUAAGAAUGAAUGCAAAUAAAUUGUACUUUUUUUUAUCGUUACGUACAA